Messenger RNA from Polychytrium aggregatum, 366 nucleotides. RefSeq lists its product as uncharacterized. The record is from RefSeq and is a predicted model, not a curated record. Lineage: Eukaryota; Fungi; Chytridiomycota; Chytridiomycetes; Polychytriales. The transcript has a single exon. Bases 94 to 309 code for a protein of 71 amino acids.
UGCUGGAACACCAUCGGCUGCAAGGCGGGCGAUGGUGUCGGCAUUGCCUUUGCCUUUGCCCUUGCCCUUGCUGCAGGAUCAACGCCGUCCCUCAUGCUCGGAGCUAAUCUUCUGCUCGCCUGGUUGGCCACCGUCAAUGGUAUGUUGCUCUGGAUGCUUCGUUUCAGAUAUACUUCAGCACGCGAAUGCUUUGCCGCCACCAGCGGUUUCCGGUCUCUCGCACCUUUGCCAGGGCCAUCACCUCCAUCGAGCCACCUCCAUCGAGCCACCUCCACCAUUGCCUCCGUCGUUUCGGCGGAUGUGGCAUAGAUAUGUAUCAUGUGUGUGCGUUGUUUGUUACAGCUGUCGACACCCGUCGGCGAUACC